UUUCUCUCUCUCUCUUUCUCUCUCUUCAAGCCAUUGGAGGGUUUCCAAAUAAUGGUAUCUUGUCUGCAAGCUUUGAAGCCGUGUCAGUAAUAACCCCAAAAGCUACCCAUUUCCAUUUCCUGAGUUAAAAAAGAAAAAAAAAAGGAAGAACAGAAGAACAAAGAGAUCAAUCCAGCUGAGGAAACAGCUCCUUCUUCUCUCCAAGCUGAAGAAGAAGAAAAUGACGAGGAAGAAAAUUCAGAUCAAGAAGAUAGACAACAUAGCUGCAAGGCAAGUGGCAUUUUCCAAGAGGAGAAAGGGGCUCUUCAAGAAGGCCAAAGAACUUGCAAUUCUCUGUGAUGCUGAGAUUGGCCUUUUUGUUUUCUCUGCUUCAGGAAAGCUCUUUGAUUAUGCAAGCUCAAGUAUGCAGGGUCUACUUGAGAGGCAUAAUAGUGUGCAUUCAGAAAAUCUUCCCAAUUUGAAUGAACCAUCAGUUGAGUUGCAGCUCGAGAGUAAUAUGCGAGCCAAGUUGAACGAAGAAGUUGAGAAAAAGACCCAUGAACUGAGGCAAAUGAAGGGAGAGGAGCUUCAAGGAUUGGGCAUGGAGGAACUCAAGAAAUUGGAGAAAUCGCUUCAAGGAGGACUCAACCGCGUUUCAGAAAUGAUGGACGGAAGAAAUAUUGAUUUGAUCCAUGAUAUUGAGAGGAAGGUUGAUAUGCUUGUGGAAGAGAACCAGAGAUUGAACCAGCUACAGGAGGUGGAGAAAAUGACAGACCAAAUGCAGAACAUGCAAGGCAACUCUUCUGAGUCCAUAGUCAAUAAUUGCAGCUCAUCAAACCCUUCUCAAGACUAUGACAGCUCUGAUACUUCUCUCAAAUUGGGAUUGCCAUCUCUUGAGUAUUGAAUUUUAUUGCUCCAGAGUGGCACCUGAAUCAACCCAAGAUUUGCAAUUUUCUUGUGGAAAAUAGUGCAUUUGAUUGAAAAAGAAAUUCAAGAAAAAAAAAUGAAAAAAGAAAAUAAAUUUGGUAGAUUAAGUGUGCAUGUAUAUGAUUUAUGCAAUAAAAUAGGUUGUAUGUAUUUCUACAAUUUGGCACAUGAAGAAAAUUAAAUUACUUGAA
Momordica charantia (bitter melon) is the source of this 1097-nucleotide messenger RNA. Its product is annotated as MADS-box protein AGL24. The record is from RefSeq and is a predicted model, not a curated record. Gene Ontology annotation, biological process: positive regulation of transcription by RNA polymerase II. Gene Ontology annotation, cellular component: nucleus. Gene Ontology annotation, molecular function: protein dimerization activity; DNA-binding transcription factor activity; RNA polymerase II transcription regulatory region sequence-specific DNA binding. Lineage: Eukaryota; Viridiplantae; Streptophyta; Magnoliopsida; Cucurbitales; Cucurbitaceae.